CUUUAUAAGAGUGCCUCACCUCUCCUGCACAGACACAAGAAGAGAGCGACAUUAAGAGGGCUGCAACUACAGACUGCACCAUGCGAUUCAACACACUGUUCUUCCUGCCGAUCCUAUCCUGCCUCUGCCUUGCACUGGCACAAAUAACCUAUGAUGACUGCUGUUUGAAAUAUGUGAAAAAAAUGAACCUGGGCACUCAAAAGCACGCAGUGGCGUACAGAUGGCAGGUGACAGAUGGAGGCUGCAACAUCCCUGCUGUAAUCUUCACAAUGAGGAGGGGGCGUGAUUUUUGCACAGACCCCAGAGAGAGAUGGGUCACAGACCUGAUAAAGAAGAUUGACGAAAAGGUCCUCAAAAAGGACCAAAAGAAACCCAGGAAGCACCGACGGCCAAGCAGAGGCUGAGGGUGACUGCCUGCUACAAUGGCCCCCAUUCAUCUGUCCUCCAUCUGCCAAAUCGUAUCAUUAAGCAACACACUUUUUUUACAGGGGUUUUAUGGCAUCUUACUGGAAGGCAACUGACGAGGCCGGCCAAGGAAAUCUUGUAGCAUCACUUUUGCUUUCACUCUGCACUAAGAUAAAGGUCAAAGCUUGGGUAGAACACAGCAGCACUUUGCUGUUGCAGGGUUGAACUGCUGAUGCUGACUGGCCACCAUGUAUAAACGCCUUCAAUAGCAUGGCUGCUUCAAUGAGAAUAUUUAUGACUGUUUUCUCACAUUUCAAAACAUGAGGUAUUCAAUAAGCUGUUUAAUUAAUGGUGAUGGAGUGUAAAUGUUAAUAAUAUGUAAGUAUUUCUCAUCUGAUGUGCCUGAAUGUCUAGCAAAUACUUGUUUAUAUGCAAAUGUAAAUUGUUGAAUGUGAGUCUGAAAUGUGUGUCCUAGAAAAGGUGCUCUUAUCUUAAUUUCUUCUGAAUAAGUGUCUGUCUUUUCAUACAUUUUGUGUAUAGGUUUUAUUACAGCGUAUGUGUUCCAAUAAAAGCAUUAUUACAAUAAA
Messenger RNA from Epinephelus moara (kelp grouper), 992 nucleotides. It is a transcript of the gene ccl25a, whose product is annotated as chemokine (C-C motif) ligand 25a. Gene Ontology annotation, molecular function: CCR chemokine receptor binding; chemokine activity. The transcript is spliced from 5 exons. Gene Ontology annotation, cellular component: extracellular region. The record is from RefSeq and is a predicted model, not a curated record. Gene Ontology annotation, biological process: immune response; G protein-coupled receptor signaling pathway; cellular response to tumor necrosis factor. Bases 81 to 404 code for a protein of 107 amino acids. NCBI's taxonomy places the organism in Eukaryota, Metazoa, Chordata, Actinopteri, Perciformes, Serranidae.